This is a messenger RNA of Trichoderma aggressivum f. europaeum, 1776 nucleotides long. RefSeq lists its product as uncharacterized. Gene Ontology annotation, biological process: nucleotide-excision repair; response to UV; mitochondrial DNA repair. Lineage: Eukaryota; Fungi; Ascomycota; Sordariomycetes; Hypocreales; Hypocreaceae. Gene Ontology annotation, cellular component: nucleus; mitochondrion. The transcript has 2 exons. Gene Ontology annotation, molecular function: endonuclease activity. The coding region runs from base 1 to 1776 and encodes 591 amino acids. The record is from RefSeq and is a predicted model, not a curated record.
AUGGCACCCAAGAGAAAGAAGGCCGACGCUUUUGUAGCCGAACCCCCCGCGGCAAAAGUCAGACGUAGCUCCAGAAGAGUCAAUGGGCCUGCCGGACAGCAGCAACACGAUGGCUCUCGGCAAGGGGGAAAGACGGAGGAUGCCUUGGGUCCGGCAGGAAGUCCAAAUGGUUCACGGGAAGCGUUUGAGCGCACCAUGAGAGAACUCGGAGAGAUGGGCCUCAAGCUUCAAAGCGCAGUGAAAAUCCAGCGGCUGGCUGUGGAAACUUCCGAUUUGUCAAAGUGUGACCCCGAAAGGGUUCGAGAAGAGGCCUUCAAGCUCAGGCCAGCGUCAAUGAGACAGGCAAAAACUGAGCAGAAGGUUGAAGAAAAGACUCCGGAGACAUCCAAAGUUGAUACUGACGUGCAAUCGGCUGAUGCGGCUGAAGAAAAAGCAGACCCCGAGGCUGUUGAGAGGACUGCGAGGAGACCACCGCCUGUGAAUAGUGACGUGCUGCCACUGCCGUGGAAAGGCCGCUUAGGUUAUGCUUGCCUUAACACAUACCUCAGAAAUGCUAGCACUCCUGUCUUUUCGUCCCGGACUUGCCGUAUAUCCUCGAUUAUUGAUCAUAGGUAUCCCCUCCAAGAUCCAACAAAGCCUGAGCAUGCCACCAAAAACCGACCCGACAAAACACAGUCUCCGGAUGUCCAGCGCGGAUUGGACUUUGUCCGGGAGCUCGGUCUUGCAAACGCCAGAGAUAUUGUCAAGAUGCUGAGAUGGAACGAAAAGUAUGGCAUCAAAUUCAUGCGACUUAGUAGCGAAAUGUUCCCCUUUGCAAGCCACGAAGAAUACGGUUAUAAGCUCGCCCCAUUCGCCGCCGAUGUGUUGGCAGAGGCUGGCAGGGUAGCUGCUGAGCUAGGUCAUCGCCUCACCACUCACCCGGGCCAGUACACGCAAAUUGCCAGUCCGAGGAAAGACGUCGUCACUGCUGCUUUCAGGGAUCUCGAGUAUCACGAUGAGAUGCUAUCGCUGUUGAAGCUCCCCGAGCAGCUUGACCGGGACGCCGUCAUGAUUCUGCACAUGGGCGGUACGUAUGGCGACAAGGCAGCGACCCUAGAUCGCUUUCGCCAAAACUACGCCAAGUUGCCAGAUGGAGUGAAGAAAAGGCUAGUCUUGGAGAAUGAUGAUGUCUCAUGGAGUGUCCAUGACCUGCUACCCAUCUGUGAGGAGCUCAACAUUCCUCUGGUGUUGGAUUAUCAUCACCACAACAUCAUUUUCGACCCCAGCCUUCGCGAGGGCACAUUGGACAUCAUGAGCCUUUAUGAUCGCAUCUCAAAAACCUGGACUAGAAAAAACAUCAAGCAGAAGAUGCAUUACAGCGAGCCAACCGCAGAGGCUGUUACGCCACGGGAUCGGCGUAAGCAUUCAGCGCGCGUUAAGACGCUUCCGCCUUGUGCAACAGACAUGGACUUGAUGAUUGAGGCGAAAGACAAGGAGCAGGCGGUAUUCGAACUCAUGAGGACAUACAAACUCCCAGGAUGGAACCGAUUUAACGACGUCGUUCCCUAUGAGCGCGACGAUGAGCCUAAGAAAGAAACGAAAAGAACCAAGAAGGAGAAGCAGAACGACACGACUGGCGAGACUGAAGAAGGAGAUUCUACAAAUACCAUCAGCCCAGAAGAGUAUGGAAUGGGAGGACAGCAGAACCGGGUAUAUUGGCCACCAGGCAUGGAGGAAUGGCUGCGACCCAAGAAAAGAGAGACCAACAAGAAGACCAAAGCUGAAGAUGAAGCGUGA